Molecule: messenger RNA, 1128 nt
Organism: Trichosurus vulpecula (common brushtail)
Lineage: Eukaryota; Metazoa; Chordata; Mammalia; Diprotodontia; Phalangeridae
Gene: KCNJ1
Product: potassium inwardly rectifying channel subfamily J member 1
Exons: 1
Coding region: 10-1128 (372 amino acids)
Biological process (GO): regulation of monoatomic ion transmembrane transport; potassium ion import across plasma membrane
Cellular component (GO): plasma membrane
Molecular function (GO): ATP-activated inward rectifier potassium channel activity
Source: RefSeq, a predicted model, not a curated record
ACAGAAAGGAUGUUCAAAAAUCUCCGGAAAUAUUUUGCCAUACACCUUUUUGGACAUUCCCAACGGAGAGCAAGGCUAGUCUCCAAAGAUGGAAGGUGUAACAUAGAAUUUGGCAAUGUGGAAACACAAUCAAGGUUGUUCUUCUUUGUAGAUAUCUGGACGACAGUGAUUGACCUCAAGUGGAGGUACAAAAUGACCGUUUUUAUCACUGUCUUCUUAGGCAGCUGGUUCUUCUUUGGCCUCCUAUGGUACGCAGUAGCCUACAUACAUAAAGAUCUUCCAGAGUUUCGUCCAUCUGGCAACCAUACUCCAUGUGUGGAAAAUAUUAAAGGCUUAACCUCAGCCUUCCUAUUUUCUCUAGAAACUCAAGUUACCAUUGGUUAUGGUUACAGGUAUGUGACAGAACAAUGUGGCACUGCUGUCUUCCUUCUCGUCUUCCAGUCUAUCCUUGGAGUUAUGAUCAGCUCUUUCAUGUGUGGUGCCAUCUUAGCCAAGAUCUCUAGACCAAAGAAACGAGCCAAAACCAUCACCUUUAGUAAGAAUGCUGUCAUCAGUAAACGGGGAGGGAAGCUUUGUCUCCUGAUCCGGGUGGCUAACCUUAGGAAAAGCCUCUUGAUUGACAGUCACAUCUAUGGCAAGCUCUUGAGGACCACAGUCACACCUGAGGGAGAGACCAUUAUUUUGGACCAGGUAGAUAUCAACUUUGUGGUUGAUGCAGGCAAUGAGCACUUGUUCUUUAUUUCCCCACUGACCAUCUAUCACGUUAUUGACCAUAACAGCCCUUUUUUCCACAUGGCACCUGAAAACAUUCUCCAGCAGGACUUUGAACUGGUGGUGUUUCUAGAUGGAACAGUGGAGUCCACCAGUGCCACCUGUCAGGUCCGGACAUCCUACGUCCCAGAGGAAGUGCUAUGGGGCUAUCGUUUUGCCCCCAUGGUGUCCAAGACCAAGGAGGGGAAGUAUAGAGUGGAUUUCCAUAACUUUGGCAAGACGGUGGUAGUGGAUACCCCACAUUGUGCCUUAUGCCUCUACAAUGAGAAAGAUGCCAAAGCCUGGUUGAAGAGAGGCUAUGACAAUCCUAACUUCGUCCUGGAAGAAGUCAGUGAAACAGAUGAUACCAAAAUGUAG